This is a messenger RNA of Pseudo-nitzschia multistriata, 1622 nucleotides long. Lineage: Eukaryota; Bacillariophyta; Bacillariophyceae; Bacillariales; Bacillariaceae. The record is from the annotation of a GenBank genome assembly.
ACARCGACACGCCACAACGCCACAAGCACAAAGGAAACACCCACGACAAAGACRAAAAAGCGAUUGGAAMCUGUCACGAAUUCCAGCGAGAGAAAGACUUGGAUCACAAACCGCUGUUUGUUUAGGAACCCGAAACCCGAAACCCUUCCCUCCUACUUCCACGGCCAUGGCGAGAUACAAUUGCACCGGUGGCAGYGCGGCAGUGCGGCUCCUCGCCGUAACGCUGAUCGCGCUUCACGGCACGGGACCCGACACCGGCUCCGGCUCCAACCCCCUGGCGACGGCGUCGCUCCUGAUUCCGACCCGGAACCGAAACAAUCGCGAGGAACGAACGACUCAAGCCUCUCUCCGGGGCUCCGCAAGCGCAGGCCUUUCCGUUCCCACCGAAGGGGACGACGGCAGCAGCGACUACGACAACGACAGCGACUACGACUACGACAACGACUACGACAACGACAGCGAGCGGUACCUGCAAGACUCGACCCCGACGUCGGCCCCUACGACGUUCGUGCCCACAAUCACGGACACGACGGAGCCAUCGACCUUCGYGCCCACCUCGACCAACCCGCCGACGAUUACCCCCCUGCCCUCGGCGACGGCUUCUUCCACGAAUUCCGGCACGGGGACGACGGRAGGCACCAAUGGCGACCCCGAGGACGACAGCACCCCCGCGACACCGACGGAGGCCCCGGUGGCGGGGAGCAACCCUCUCCCCGCCACCCCCGUCCCGGCCCCCGGGCCCUCCCCUCCGGGGACGCCGCAGGUCCCCGCUACACCGGGGACGCCGCAGGUCCCCGCUACACCGGGGACGCCGCAGGUCCCCGCUACACCGGGCACGCCGCAGGUCCCCGCUACACCGAACACGCCGCAGGUCCCCGCUACACCGAACACGCCGCAGGUCCCCGCCACACCGAACACGCCGCAGGUCCCCGCCACACCGGGCACCACGGCCGCCCCCACGAAGUCCCCCACAAAGUCCCCCACCCAGAGCCCCACCCGGAAGGGCGCCACGGCCCGGCCCACGGCCUCCCCCACCAAGAUACCGACGCAGAGGCCCACCCUGCCCGGCGAGACCCGGGACCCCACGAAGCGGCCCACGGCGGCGCCCACCGCCGCCGCCACCGCCUUUCCCACGAGGCGGCCCGGUACGCCCACCACCCCCAUGCCGACCAUGGAGGUGGUGAAAGUCGACCCCGAAACCAGCACCAACGGGAUCGUCGCCAUCAACAACGGCAGCAACAACGUUGCCACCGUUCCCGGCAGCGUACCCGCCACCGUUCCCGGCAGCGUGCCCGCUACUCCCCCCCCGGCCCCGACCCCCAGCAUCCCCCUGCGGGUGCCCACCUCCUCGGUCUCGCAGCCGGCCCAGAAUCGGCCGAUCUUUGUGGCUCCCGGUGUGUACACCGGCCCGAACCCCGACUACAACCCGCUCAACAACGGGGGGGACAUCCAGGCACAGGUCAGCUACGUCAACGGGUACAUGGUCCGGCGGAGCUACAUUCUCAUCUAGCGGCCGGGAAAUGCACCGCAGCGCACCCUUUCGGAUUUGCAAUUUGGCCACAKUGCGUGUACACUAAUUCAGGACCCAGAGCACACGUGUAGAAUAAUAGAAGCGCAUACGU